AUGUGCUGCACGUCGCGUUGGUGUCCGAAAUUGCUUACUCGUCGUACUUUCAACAGUGGAAAUGAAGUUGACCCGAAUUAUGACGUGACUUCGACUCAACACCCCACAAGAACAGGAUAUGCCAAGCACAUAGUUGUCGGUACGACUGUGCGGAGUCUGUGCCCCAAAAAGACAGGCUGUAUUUCCUUGAUAUUCUCCUUAGUUACCGUCUGCUAUUCGGACAAGAUAGACGGGCGCGGAAAUUGUACUGGAGGACUUGUCGUGGCAUGCCUCUCCCUCGAGAUCCGGUUCUUGAUGGACUAUGUGGAAAGCAUGAAUGGUCACAUUGGGGGGGGGGGACAGGAGGAAUUUGUCUCAGAACGCGAAGUGUACGAUGGAAGCAGCUUUCCGCAGUUGGGUCAGAAGCUGUUUGAGCUACAAGACUACAUCACAAGCCAGAAACCGCGGACAUUGAAAGAUGUUUGGAAUGACCAUAGGGAUCCUCAUCAGGCAUUUACCUCUUGGGCUGUCGUCAUCGUAGGACAUUGUACUCGGACUACUACAAGUGGUUUUGUCUACGUUGCAAUUAGCAUACACGAUCCGGCCUGCAACAUAAGCUGGCAACCUUCUCUCGCGGCUCUUUCUCAAAUGACUCAUCAACAGACCACCAGUCUUAAUUUCAAGCAACUCAAGGUCUUCAGAAACAAUACGUUGAAUGAGUCUUAA
Molecule: messenger RNA, 705 nt
Organism: Mollisia scopiformis
Lineage: Eukaryota; Fungi; Ascomycota; Leotiomycetes; Helotiales; Mollisiaceae
Exons: 2
Coding region: 1-705 (234 amino acids)
Source: RefSeq, a predicted model, not a curated record